Molecule: messenger RNA, 486 nt
Organism: Plasmodium malariae
Lineage: Eukaryota; Apicomplexa; Aconoidasida; Haemosporida; Plasmodiidae
Product: conserved Plasmodium protein, unknown function
Exons: 4
Coding region: 1-486 (161 amino acids)
Source: RefSeq, a predicted model, not a curated record
AUGAAGCUAAACUAUUUUAAGAAAAGUAAUGCAUUCAUUCCAAGCUUUAUUAAUCAUAAGGUGUUAGGAAAUUUAUAUAAGUUUAAUACCAACACUCAAAAAAAUAUAAUUAAGAAGAAAAAUGCCCAAGAACCGAAAGAGGUACAGCCUGAAAGGGAUUACAUUGAUAUAGGAAAUGUGGAAUAUAAAUAUUGUCCCUACUUGAAGCCUUUAGACAUAAAAGGCAUUAAAAGGGCUGAUAGAAAAUUUGACUAUAAUAGUAGCUACGCUUUUAUGGUUGCACAGAAUGAUUAUAAAGAAAAUUUAAAGGAGAAAAAUUUGCUCACAAAAUAUUUAUACAAUGGAAUGAAAGUACCAUUGCCUCCCAAAAGAUAUAAAAUAUCGGAAUAUGUGGACAUUAGGCUAGACAUGUUUUCUCCUGUUAUUAUUUGGUGUGUUAUAUGUUUUCCAUUCUUUUUUACAGGAUAUAUGUGGUCAAUACCGUAA